Messenger RNA from Paramecium sonneborni, 1412 nucleotides. The record is from the annotation of a GenBank genome assembly. Lineage: Eukaryota; Ciliophora; Oligohymenophorea; Peniculida; Parameciidae.
CUCCAAUGAGAACUUCAGCAUACUCUUUCAUUGGAGUUCGAAAACAUUUCUGGAAGGAAGUGUUAUAUAACAUAUAAUUAUAUGAAGAUUGUAUAGAGAUGACUGAAAUUGUAAAAUAAUAUAAUAUAAAAGAAAUCUAAAUAACCAAAAUAUAUAUUGCCAUUGAAGUUAUCAACAGUAAUAGAGAUAAUGGGAUAGGUAAGUAAAAAUAAUAGAAAUUUCAGUGGAUUUUAAUUUAGAUAUAAAGAUUCGACUAAAUUAAUGAAUGGCCGAUCUUAAGAUAUUGCUACGUAAAAAUAUAUAUUUAUAUGAAUAGAUUUAUUGAUAUGGUAAGUAAUUAAAUAACUUUUUUAAAUAUUACGAUGUUUUAUUAAGCAAUUGAAAUAAUUGGAAGAGGUAGCUCAUCCAGUGUUUCUGUUUUAAUUGAUAUUUUUUCUUAGGUAUAAUAUGCUGUUAAAAGUAUAGGAAAAGAAUAUAUUAUGAAAAACGAUAAAUUAAAAGUAAACAUCUCUUUAUUGUAGAUAUUAUUUGAAAAUGAGGUGAAGAUUUUACAAGAAUUAACUAAAUAUAAUUAACACAAUUAUUUUGUUCAUUUAUAUAGAGUCUUUGAGAGCCAAACAUCUUAUUAUUUAAUAUUGAAUUUAAUGAAAGGCAAAUCACUUACAGCCUUCUAUAAUAAAAUCAAAGUAAGCAAUAAUAUUAAAUUAUUUGAAAUUAGAAAUAAUCAGAUUCUAAGAUAUUUUCUCCAGAUAUUAUAAGAUCAAUUAUGAAGAGACUGCUUUCUGGUGUAUCUCUAUUACAUUAUCAUUAAGUACAUAAAUAAUUUAAUUUAGAUAAUUCAUAGAGAUCUUAAACCAGAUAAUCUAUUAUUUCUUGAACCAAAUAAUGUAGAAACUCUAACAAUUGCUGAUUUUGGAUUAGCAACUUAUAGUAAUGUCGAAAAGUAAUAAAAUAUUGUUAUAUAGAUAUUCAUAUCCUAUAUGUGGUACUAAAGGUUAUAUGGCACCAGAAAUUACUAAUUAUAAAGAAGGAUAAAUUAAAUAUGAUCAAUAAAUUGAUAUUUAUAGCAUUGGUGUUAUUUUUAAUUGGCUGUAUUUAUAUACUAAUCCUAGACUUACUGGUGAUAUUGAUAAACAUAAUCCUAAAUUAUAAAAAUUAGAUUCUAUUACUUUGAAUUUAUUAAAUAAUCUUCUUAGAGCAAAUCCAAAAGAAAGAUUAUCAGCAUAAACAGCACUUGAUCAUCCAUAUUUUUAAAAUGAUGAUGUUACAAAGAAGACUUUUCAAUCUUAAUAUGGAUUUGUAACUCCAUUUAUUAUUCUAGGAAAAUGUUGAUAAUGAAACCAUUGUACAUCAUAAAGAUUUAAAGAAUUAUUCUUUGCCUCUCCUUAAAAAACCUUAAAGAUAAAUUUGAU